AUGAAAAACAAAGAAGUCUCACAAUCGACAUUUGACUAUUUGUUGAUGGAAUUGGCGAAUAGUGGGAAGAGGUCUGGUGAAGACCCCGAAGAGACAAAAAUACGAAUCAACCACAUUGGGUAUGAUGUAGGCAAGCGAUUGACGGAGAGGUUUUCCGAUAUCGAGAAAGCAGUCACGACCUUUGAGGAUGCCAUCAAAUACUUAACGGAAGCGACGUGGUGUUCUUCCUUUUUUGGUUCAGCGUCGUGUGUCUACACCGAGGCACAAAAAACGAUGCGGAUUUGUGUGAAGCAGUCGCCCUUUGUUUCCUCGAUUUCUUCAUUUUCACAAGCGAAUGAAGAGGAUGAUGUGAUGUUGUAUUACCUUAACUUCUUACAAGGCGUCUUUUAUGGGUCAUUAGAGAUGCGAGGGUUCAGUGUGAAUGUAGUCACCAAUAUUCUUCCCAAGUCGAACAAUGCGCUGUUUGAGUUAGUUGUUGUGUUGUCUAAUUGA
Molecule: messenger RNA, 492 nt
Organism: Entamoeba invadens IP1
Lineage: Eukaryota; Evosea; Mastigamoebida; Endamoebidae
Exons: 1
Coding region: 1-492 (163 amino acids)
Biological process (GO): endoplasmic reticulum to Golgi vesicle-mediated transport; regulation of GTPase activity
Cellular component (GO): cis-Golgi network; TRAPP complex; trans-Golgi network
Source: RefSeq, a predicted model, not a curated record